AUGGGGCUUCAGAGUCCAGAGUAUCAAGGGAGAACAGAGUUCUUGAAGGAGAAUAUCACCAAAGGGCAGGUGGCCCUGAAGAUUGAUCACGUUCACCUUUCAGAUGAAGGGGAGUAUAGCUGUUUCUUUGCAAGCUCCACCCACUUCAAUGAAGCACAGUUCCAACUGAUGGUAACAGUCACAGGUAAAAUACCACAUAUUCACAUUGAACAUAGUAAAACUGGAGGAUUUAAGCUGACCUGCACUUCCACAGGAUGGUACCCAAAGCCUGAAAUGGAAUGGAGGGAUUUGCAGCAACAGAAUUUAUCACCAACCUCUGAGGCAAAGAUAACAGAAGAAAAUGGUUUAUUUCAUGUGCAAACAUCUGUUACAGUGGAUGAAAGCUCAAAAGGAAAUGUGUCAUGUUUCAUAAGAAACCCAUUACUCCAUGUGGUGAAAGAAGCUCACAUUGCUUUGUCAGAGCAAGCCAAUAGAGAACUUGACCAACUUGCAAAAGAAUAUGACCAAGUUAGAAAAGAAAAUGAUCAAAUCAGAAAUGAAUAUGACAAAGUCAGAAAAGAACUUGAACAAGUUAGAAAUAAAGAUGAAAAAAAUGGUAAAGGACUUGACAAUAUAAACAUAGAACACGGUCAGAACCCUUCCGCUUAUAAUAAUCAUCACUCUAAUCAUCACUCCACCGCACAGAGCAAGUCAUAUCAGACACAAAACAACGGAUACUGCCUUAUUUCAUAG
This is a messenger RNA of Elephantulus edwardii (Cape elephant shrew), 732 nucleotides long. Its product is annotated as butyrophilin subfamily 1 member A1-like. The transcript is spliced from 11 exons. The coding region runs from base 1 to 732 and encodes 243 amino acids. The record is from RefSeq and is a predicted model, not a curated record. Gene Ontology annotation, biological process: regulation of cytokine production; T cell receptor signaling pathway. Gene Ontology annotation, cellular component: external side of plasma membrane. Lineage: Eukaryota; Metazoa; Chordata; Mammalia; Macroscelidea; Macroscelididae. Gene Ontology annotation, molecular function: signaling receptor binding.